Molecule: messenger RNA, 8046 nt
Organism: Pelodiscus sinensis (Chinese soft-shelled turtle)
Lineage: Eukaryota; Metazoa; Chordata; Testudines; Trionychidae
Source: RefSeq, a predicted model, not a curated record
UCAGGCCAAGCAUGUCAGGGCUUCAUCUUAUCAAGAGAGGCCGAGAGCACAAGAAACUGGAUCUCCACAGGGACUUCACUGUCGCCUCACCUGCCGAAUUUGUGACUCGUUUUGGGGGGAACCACAUUAUUGAAAAGGUUCUGAUUGCAAACAAUGGCAUUGCUGCUGUGAAGUGCAUGCGCUCCAUCCGCAGGUGGGCCUAUGAAAUGUUCAGAAAUGAGCGAGCCAUUCGGUUUGUGGUCAUGGUCACACCUGAAGAUCUUAAAGCAAAUGCUGAGUACAUCAAAAUGGCUGACCAUUACGUGCCCGUCCCUGGGGGAGCCAACAACAACAACUAUGCAAACGUAGAGCUGAUUGUGGAUAUUUCCAAGAGGGUUCCAGUGCAGGCCGUGUGGGCUGGCUGGGGCCAUGCUUCUGAAAACCCAAAGCUUCCGGAGCUGCUGCACAAACAUGGGGUGGCUUUCCUAGGUCCUCCCAGUAAAGCCAUGUGGGCUUUGGGAGAUAAAGUGGCCUCCACCAUUGUGGCCCAGACUAUCCAGAUCCCCACAUUGCCCUGGAGCGGAAGUGGUCUUGUGGCAGAAUGGACAAAGGAGGAUUGUGAGCAGCAGCGAACAAUCAGUGUCUCCCUACAGACUUAUGCACGAGGCUGUGUAAAGGACGUGGAUGAAGGUCUGGAGGUGGCUGAGAGGAUUGGCUACCCCGUGAUGAUAAAAGCUUCGGAGGGCAGUGGUGGCAAAGGAAUCCGGAAGGCAGAGACUGGUGAGGAAUUCACUGGCUGCUUCAGACAGGUGCAGAGCGAAGCCCCAGGAUCCCCUAUCUUUGUGAUGAAAUUAGCCCAGCACGCCCGGCACGUGGAGGUGCAGGUGCUUGCUGAUCAGUACGGGGAUGCCAUUUCAUUGUUCGGCCGCGACUGCUCCAUACAGCGCAGGCAUCAGAAAAUAAUUGAAGAGGCACCGGUGACGGUAGCAGCUCCCUCUGUGUUUGACUUUAUGGAGAAGAGCGCAGUACGCCUGGCGAAGAUGGUGGGUUAUGUGAGUGCAGGCACAGUUGAAUACCUCUAUAGUGAAGAUGGAGGCUUCCACUUUCUGGAGUUAAAUCCCCGCCUGCAAGUAGAACAUCCUUGCACAGAAAUGAUUGCUGAUGUGAACUUACCAGCUGCUCAGCUCCAGAUUGCAAUGGGAGUCCCCUUGCACAGAAUCAAAGACAUCCGAGUGCUAUAUGGAGAGUCGCCGUGGGGCGAUACGCCCAUCUGCUUUGAGAGCCCUGCAAAUGCCCCAGUGCCCAGAGGCCAUGUCAUUGCUGCCAGAGUCACCAGUGAAAAUCCUGAUGAGGGGUUCAAGCCAAGCUCGGGGACGGUGCAGGAGCUGAAUUUCCGUAGCAGCAAGAACGUCUGGGGUUAUUUCAGUGUGGCAGCUGCUGGCGGUUUGCACGAAUUUGCUGAUUCACAGUUUGGACACUGUUUCUCCUGGGGAGAGAACCGGGAAGAGGCUAUCUCGAAUAUGGUUGUGGCACUGAAAGAGCUGUCGAUCCGUGGGGAUUUCAGAACAACAGUCGAGUACCUGAUUAAGGUGCUGGAGACAGAGAGCUUUCAGAACAAUGAGAUAGACACUGGUUGGCUGGACCACCUGAUUGCUGAGAGAGUACAGGCCGAGAAGCCGGACACCAUGCUGGGCGUGGUUUGCAGUGCUCUGAAUGUAGCCGAUGCCUUGUUUAGGACUUGUAUGACCGACUUCCUGCAUUCGCUUGAAAGGCUGAACAUUGUAGAGGUGCAGCUCAUUUAUGAAGGUGUGAAGUAUGUACUCCAGGUUGCCCGUCAGUCUCCAACAACAUAUGUCAUUAUAAUGAAUAACAGUCACAUCGAGAUAGACGUGCACAGGCUGAAUGAUGGUGGGGUGCUACUUUCUUAUGAUGGUAACAGUUACACCACGUACAUGAAAGAAGAAAUUGACUGCUACCGAAUCACCAUUGGUAAUAAAACCUGUGACUUUGAAAAGGAGAAAGAUCCGACCGUGCUGAGAUCGCCAUCUGCUGGGAAACUGCUGAAGUACACUGUGGAGGAUGGAAGCCAUGUCUUGAAGGGGCACAGUUUUGCGGAGAUAGAGGUGAUGAAAAUGAUCAUGACUCUGGCAGUGGAGGAAUCUGGCCAUAUACACUAUAUAAAACGGCCAGGAGCAUUGUUAGAGUCAGGUUGUGUCAUAGCUGGCCUCGAGUUAGAUGACCCAACCAAAGUGCACCCCGCUCAGUUGUAUACAGGUAGCCUCCCCAUUCGGCAGAUGUUGCCAAUUGCUGGCCUAAAGCUACACCAGGUCUUUCACAAUGUCCUGGAGAAUAUGAUCAAUGUCAUGAAUGGGUACUGCUUGCCAGAGCCAUAUUUCAGUGCAAAAAUGAAAGAAUGGGUGGGUGUGCUGAUGGAGACCCUCCAGGACCCUUCCCUGCCUCUUCUGGAGCUGCAGGAAAUCAUGACGAGCGUGUCUGGCAGAAUCCCGCCCUCCGUGGAGAAAUCUAUUCGAAAAGUAAUGGCACAAUAUGCUAGUAACAUCACCUCGGUGCUGUGUCAGUUCCCCAGUCAACAGAUUGCCAGCAUACUGGACAGCCAUGCAGCCAGUCUGCAGAGGAAGGCAGACCGGGAAGUCUUCUUUAUGAACACACAGAGCAUUAUGCAGCUAGUCCAGAGGUACCGCAGUGGCAUUCGGGGCUACAUGAAAUCCAUAGUCUUAGACUUGCUUCGAAGAUAUUUGCAAGUGGAAACCCAGUUCCAGCAAGCCCACUAUGACAAAUGUGUGAUAAACCUGAGGGAGCAGUACAAAUCAGACAUGACCCCGGCGCUCGAGUGCAUCUUCUCGCAUGCCCAGGUGGCAAAAAAGAAUCUACUGGUGAUCAUGUUAAUUGAUCAGCUGUGUGGUCGAGACUCCACUCUGACGGAGGAGCUGAUGGCCAUUCUCAAUGAGCUAACACAGCUCAGUAAAACGGAGCACUCCAAAGUGGCUUUGCGAGCCAGACAGGUUUUGAUUGCUUCUCACCUCCCUUCUUAUGAAUUGAGAUACAACCAGGUGGAGUCCAUAUUCCUGUCUGCAAUCAACCUGUAUGACCACCAGUUCUGCCCUGAAAACCUAAAGAAACUGAUCCUUUCAGAAACCACCAUCUUCGAUGUGCUCCCCACCUUCUUCUACCAUUCCAACCAGCUGGUGCGCAUGGCCUCUCUGGAGGUGUACGUGAGGAGAGGUUAUAUAGCCUACAAACUGAACAGCUUGCAGCACCGUCAGCUCUCCGAUCGCACCUGUGUGGUAGAGUUCCAGUUUAUGUUGCCAUCAUCGCAUCCAAAUCGGCUCUCCACCCUCAGGAGCAGCCUUCUCCCCUCUUUGAAAUCAGCACCCCUGUGGAUCCUGCAGCUGGGCUCGCAGUUGGUUCCUCUCUCCCUCCUUGCCUUCCAAGAGCUCCUCAGCAGAAACUGUAACAAGACUUUGGUGGUGAAGAAGGCAGUUGUGGUGGGAUUAUUUACAGACACCUCAGCUCUGUGUGUGGCCCCUUUUUCUCUGUACAGAAUGUCCAUCCCCAUCAGCAUGUCGAACCCCGACUUAGCCCGGCAUAGCACUGAGCUGUUCAUGGACAGCGGCUUUUCUCCUCAGUGUCAGGCCUUUGACAGAUUUGAAGACUUCACAAGGAAUUUUGAUGAAGUGAUCUCCUGCUUUGCUGACCCGCCCUCGGAGAGCCCCCUGUUCAGCGAGGCGCGAUCUACGGUCUAUGAAGAAGAGGACAAUAAGAAUGUCUGCGAGGAGCCCAUUCAUAUCCUGAACAUUGCCAUCCAAUGGGCUGGCCACCUUGAAGAUGAAGAGCUGGCGUCAGUCUUCAGAGUUUUUGCUCAGUCAAAGAAAAAUGUCCUUGUUGACUGCGGCCUCCGAAGGAUCACGUUUUUAAUAGUGCAGCAGAGAGAAUUUCCCAAGUUUUUCACAUUCAGAGCAAGAGAUAAGUUUGCAGAAGACGGGAUUUAUCGGCACUUGGAACCAGCCCUGGCCUUCCAGCUAGAGCUGAAUCGGAUGCGUAACUUUGACCUGACUGCUAUCCCCUGUGCCAACCACAGGAUGCACCUUUAUCUAGGAGCAGCCAAAGUGGAAGAGGGCACGGAAGUUACGGACUACAGGUUUUUCAUACGAGCCAUAAUAAGACACUCUGAUCUCAUCACUAAGGAGGCCUCCUUUGAAUACCUGGAGAACGAGGGUGAACGGUUACUCCUGGAGGCAAUGGAUGAGUUGGAAGUGGCCUUCAGCAACACCGGUGUCCGCACUGACUGUAACCACAUCUUCCUCAACUUUGUGCCCACUGUCAUCAUGGACCCAUCCAAGAUCGAGAAGGCUGUUCGCUCCAUAGUGAUGCGCUACGGCAGCAGGUUAUGGAAACUCCGGGUUCUGCAAGCUGAAGUGAAGAUCAACAUCCGUUUGACGCCCGACGGCAAAGCCAUUCCUUUCCGCCUCUUCCUGACCAAUGAGUCUGGCUACUACCUGGAUAUUAGUCUCUACAAAGAAGUGAAUGAUCCCAGGACAGGGAAUAUCAUGUUUCACUCCUAUGGUGAUAAGCAAGGGCCACAGCAUGGGAUGCUGAUUAACACUCCAUACGUUACCAAGGACCUACUCCAGUCCAAGCGCUUCCAGGCUCAGACGCUAGGCACUACCUAUGUGUAUGACUUCCCUGAAAUGUUCAGGCAGGCUCUCUUUAAAUUGUGGAACUCUGGGGAAAGGUGCCCCAAAGAUGUCCUAACCUACACUGAGUUACUGUUGGAUUCCCAGGGUCAACUGGUGGAGAUGAAAAGAAUACCUGGAGGAAAUGAGGUUGGGAUGGUUGCUUUCAAAAUGAAUCUGAAAACCCCUGAAUAUCCCAAAGGCCGAGAUAUCAUUGUGAUCAGCAACGACAUCACCUACAAGAUUGGCUCUUUCGGACCGGAGGAGGAUCUGCUCUUCCUGCAAGCUUCGCAGCUGGCCCGCUCAGAAGGCAUCCCACGCAUCUACAUUGCAGCAAACAGCGGGGCACGGAUUGGGUUUGCAGAUGAGAUAAAGCACAUGUUCCAGGUGGCCUGGGUGGAUCCCAGGGAUCCCUACAAGGGGUUCAAGUACCUGUACCUGACACCACAGGAUUAUACAAGGAUCAGCUCCAUGAACUCAGUGCAUUGUGAGCAUGUAGAGGAAGGAGGAGAAUCCAGGUAUGUCCUAACUGAUAUCAUUGGUAAAGAGGAAGGAUUUGGAGUAGAGAACCUGAGAGCAUCAGGCACCAUUGCUGGGGAGUCCUCUGUUGCUUAUGAUGAAAUUGUGACCAUUAGCAUGGUGACAUGUCGUGCCAUUGGAAUUGGUGCGUAUCUGGUGAGGCUAGGGCAACGAGUUAUACAGGUGGAGAACUCCCACAUCAUCCUCACUGGAGCCAGUGCUUUGAAUAAGGUCCUGGGGCGUGAAGUCUACACAUCCAAUAACCAGCUGGGUGGUGUUCAGAUCAUGCAUAAUAAUGGAGUUUCCCAUGUGACUGUCCCAGAUGACUUUGAGGGUGUCUACACCAUCUUACAGUGGCUUUCAUAUAUGCCAAAGGACAGUCGUAGCCCAGUGCCUGUUACUCCUACAUGUGAUCCAAUUGAAAGAGAAAUUGAAUUUGUCCCUUCCAAAGCCCCCUACAAUCCCAGAUGGAUGCUGGCAGGAAGACCACACCCAAUGCAAAAAGGCCAGUGGUUAAGUGGUUUCUUUGACAAUGGAUCAUUUCUAGAGAUCAUGCAGCCCUGGGCACAAACAGUUGUCGUUGGCCGAGCAAGAUUAGGUGGGAUCCCCAUUGGUGUGAUAGCUGUGGAGACCCGGACAGUGGAGAUGGCAAUUACUGCUGACCCCGCCAACCUGGAUUCAGAAGCAAAGAUCGUCCAGCAGGCUGGGCAGGUGUGGUUCCCAGAUUCAGCUUUCAAAACUGCCCAGGCCAUACAAGACUUCAACCGCGAGCGGCUCCCUCUCUUGAUCUUUGCAAACUGGAGGGGAUUCUCGGGUGGCAUGAAAGACAUGUACGAUCAAGUACUGAAAUUUGGGGCAUACAUUGUUGAUAGCCUCAGGCAGUAUAAACAGCCGGUUCUUGUCUACAUCCCCCCAAAUGCGGAGCUAAGAGGAGGAUCCUGGGUAGUAAUUGAUCCAACAAUCAACCCUGUGUACAUGGAGCUUUAUGCAGACAAGGAGAGCAGGGGAGGCAUUUUAGAAGCUGAAGGAACAGUAGAAAUUAAAUUCAGGAGGAAGGAUUUGAUAAAGACCAUGAGAAGAAUUGAUUCAGUCUGUAUCAGACUUGUUGAACAGCUGGACACCCCAGGACUCCCCAAAGAGGAUCAGAGAGAGCUGGAGAAGCAGCUGAAAGCUCGGGAAGAGCUGCUGUUGCCUAUCUUCCACCAGGUGGCGGUACAGUUUGCUGACCUUCAUGACACACCAGGAAGGAUGCAGGAGGAGGGUGUGAUUACAGAUAUCAUUGAGUGGAAGAGUGCCCGCACGUUCUUGUACUGGCGUCUGUGGCGUCUCCUCUUGGAGGAGGUGGUGAAAGUGGAGAUUCGGAAUGCAGACCGUGAGCUCAGUAACAUCCACAUCCAGUCCAUGCUGCGCCGCUGGUUCAUGGAGACAGAAGGAGCUGUGAAGGGCUAUCUCUGGGACAAUAACCAGGUGGUGGCGAAAUGGCUGGAGAAACAAUGGCAAAAGGAGGAAGGUUCCCAAUCAGCCAUUCGAGAAAACAUUAAAUACUUGAAACGGGAUUAUGCCCUAAGACAUAUCCGAAGUUUGGUUCAAGCAAACCCUGAGGUGGCCCUGGACUGCAUGAUUCACAUGACUCAGCACAUCACCCGUGCGCAGAGAGCCCAAAUGGCUCAUCUCUUAUCUACCAUGGAUAAUCCCCCUUCUCCUUGAUGCCAGGAGCACUCCCUAAGGAAGUGCACAGAGAAACAACUCCUUGGAGACCGGAUGUCUUCUUGCCUACAUGUAUUUGACCCUAGCAUUGAAGCCUUAGACUCUGCUGAUGUCUCUAAAUAAACUAUUCCAGUGUUGCAUUUUCUAUCAUGAAAAUAGCCUUUCUAUGAACCCAGAGUUCAUCCUGGAUUUGUGGGGACAAUUAAAUCCAUUACAAUGGCAUUUCUGUGGGGUUUAAGUUAACCCAGAAUCACCUCAGGAGCUGUGUUUCCGACACAAAGCAGGUAGGAACGGGUGCUAGGGUCACUGUAAAAUAAACUUAACAUAGUUUAUUUUCAUAUUGUAAAUCUAGUUCUUAAUUGUAAAAUAUUGAAAAAAAAUGUCACUAUGAAUGGGCCUGAGUAGAAAUCAAAUUCUGUAUAAUAGCCUGAAAGAGAGAAAUUUUUGUAUUUAUUGUUGUCGACCGUUUGCCAGCAUAAGAAAAUCUUAUUUUUAAUGAGCAAGAGAAAAGUGUGUUUUGGAAAACAUUCAUACUGAGUAACCACUAGAAAGCCAAGGGAGAACUUCAUUAUUCCCCUACUUUGCCUGUGUUUAGUAGAGGUGACUAUGAAAUAAUUCUUGGAGUGUGGUCAGGGAUUCCAGAAAAGGUGUUAACAAAGCCAUACUUUUCAACUUCUUUCACUUUGUGUGGUCAGGACACCAAGUUUGCAGCUGCUAACACAGUUGUUGGUGCACUAUCUGUUAAACAGCCCCAGUUCCAACAAGGGAAUGAAAAGAGGCAGUUGAAUUUUUCUGUUUCUUCUGUAGUCAGUGUACCCUUCCAUUUCAUAUUGGGAUUCCUGGGAAUUAUUCCACUAUCUGCACCCACUUCCCCACCCACCUUUUGGUUUGUGGAGGGAAAGCACAUGUGGAUCUGACCGUUGGCAUGUCUUGUUUAGCAUGUCUUGAUGAAUUAGGGUAACGUAUUGUACACAUCAAAGCAUUUGGUUUAAUAAAAACAACUGUUUAGAUUUUACUGUACCUUAUUCUAUUGUGGUGGCAUUUAACAAAUCAAUUUCCCUAAUGUAUUGGCAGAAUAGGGGUAAUCCAUCCUUUUGUCAUUUCAAAAAUAAAUUCUCAGGUCAAAUACAUCCCUUGACUGUCUUGA